GAUUCCACUGCGAUCAGUCGAAGCUCAAGGCGUGUGCAUUGUGAUAGUCCGUGAACGGCGAUCAGGCUCACAUUUUGGUGUACUCCCUGGCGCGAUUCGAGUCCUACUAGUUGGCCUGCUGCUGGAAAGCGAGGCACUUUUAAAAGUUGAUAUUAAAUUCUAUUAUAACUCGCAUUAUCAGUCGUCUAGUGAGGCAGAGUUGAUUAUUUUAUCAUUAUCUAAACCGCACCGAAGUAAUCAGUGAAAAGUGACUGAUCCCGUACACCCUUGUGAUUAGUGAGGACGACAUAAUUUUAUUUAUAUUUUUCUAUCGCUUUAAUAAAAUAAUAAAGUUUUUCCGAAAGAAAUUCCCAUCCCGUCGGUGGUGGUUCAAAUUGAAUUAAUUUCUAAUUUUCAUUGAUAAGUGCAAUUAGUGGGUUUCACUAUGUCUGAAAAACAUUAUUACUCCACAGAGACAUCCUAUGAGGUUGGUGCCGCUGCUUUCAAAUUGCCAGUUGUGUCUGUGCCACAUCCAUGCUCUAACGUCGUCGGGAGUAGUAAUUCCUUGCGCGAAAGUGAUCAUGAUGAGUCUGUGAAUAGAGUAGUAGCAUUAAGGGAAAAUUGUGAGACGAAUCAUACGACGGAAAAAAAUAUUCUACUCCUCACAUCGGCUACUGCAGCAGCAGCGAGGGACAGCCAAACGGAGCAGGAUCAUCAAGAGAGGAUAGCAUCAAUGGUGCAAUCAGCUAUUAGGAAGCCACAAGUUGGCGAGACGGAUUCUUGUUUAUUUCCAAGUAGUCACAGUGCAAUCAAUAACCCAUCAGUGAUCAUAUCGCAAACCCCAAGAAUUCACAGUGUUGGCCAAGUGGCGUCACGUUUCACCAAUUUGGCAAAUGAAAAUGAGCACGACGACGCAAAUGGGGUGAUUUCGCGAUCAUCCCCAUUGCGGUACUCAACCCUUCACACAGUACAGCUUCAGUCUGAUCACCACCACGAAUAUCUCAAUCAUCAUGCCAAUAACAACAAUAACGAUAGCACUAUCAACAACAACAGCAGUGGCUAUCAGUGGGCGUAUAAUAUGUCACUUGAUCUGCGAUAUAAGACCGUUGAGGGAUCCGAAAGUGAUAAGACGUCGAUGAAGCAGACACGGGAUCGUCAUCAUCAAUCUGCUCAUCAGGAAGCGAACAUCGAGCAGACAGACAGGGCAAUUGUGAUAGCACAAGCGAACAACAGCAAUCAACAUUACAACGAUAUCGCGAAUGUUGGAGAUCACCACUCGCACGAUCAUAUCGCAGACGUUAGUCCAGAUUCGGCGGUGAUGCGAGGCGGUUUGCUUGCUGUCUCUUAUCCAAAUUACGUUCACCUCACGAAUCAUCAUCAAACCCAAUCAAAUACAAAUAGUGCCGACAACAAUCAGGAGCACCAUCAAGCCACCAAUGGGGCGCACAAUCAUCAACAGAGUGCAAAUACCACCACCAUUGAUGAAGUGAUUGCGGAUACGUUAAAAGAUGAAAAUUGCGCGAUUGACCAAAUAAAUCAUUCCGAUGAUACUCAUCAUUUUCUAACGCUCGGCACGGGAUCACCAGCGGAAAUUCAUCAAAUGAAGAGCAUUCCCGAGGGUGGUGGCUACGUGAAUCAUAGUUCAGUGACAUCGAGUGGUGCGGACUCACGAAGUCCUCCUGGUCUUCCGCAGGAAGACUUCGACGGUGGGCUUCAGAGCUUCACGCAGCUUACAAGUGUUGUGCAUAGAAAUAAUAACUUAUACGGCUCCCCAUCUGCAGCGGCAAAUAUUCAGAGUGGUGAACAUUCCGCAAUUGUCCAAGGAAGUGGUAGCGGUGACGGGAGUACGGGAGGUGCUGGCGGAGGAUUCGACCAUUUACAUUCUGGAGUGCAAACGAGCCCAUUGUAUCCGCGUUCAUCAAUUACACCACUCACCAGCACGGGAGCCAUGCAAUACUAUAGUAGCAGCCCGACACACGAAGGAUCUCAUAUUUGGUCAUCAAACACUAUUGGUUUAGCUGCACCCGAGGAUUAUACGGGCGGCUCAUCAAAAGGGAGUCUCCCUGCUUUUCAGCGCAUUACAUCCAACCCAUCCAGCUUCACAGCAACUCAUGCCCAACGACCUAGUCAGUACACAACGUCUCUGUCUACCUAUGGCAACCAGGGGGAUUCAUGGCCCAAUCACUACGAUUCUCCGACACUCAGCUAUGGAGUUACCGCCACGGGUGGGAGUAGAAAUCGUACCAAUCCUCCACAUAUGUCUGCGGCCGCAUCAUUAACUGCCAUGGGUCUCGAAGCUGAUUUAUUCACGGAAGGUCGUGAAUGUGUUAACUGUGGAGCAAUUUCGACACCUCUUUGGCGAAGGGAUGGGACUGGUCAUUAUCUGUGUAACGCUUGCGGUCUUUACCACAAGAUGAACGGCAUGAAUCGACCUUUGGUGAAGCAGCCAAGAAGAUUGAGCGCAUCCCGUCGAGUGGGUCUCUGCUGCACGAAUUGUCGAACAACUCAAACAUCUCUAUGGAGGAGGAAUGCUCACGGUGAGCCAGUGUGUAAUGCCUGUGGUUUAUACUACAAGCUGCACAAUGUUAAUCGUCCACCAACGAUGAAGAAAGAUUCUAUUCAGACUCGAAAAAGGAAACCAAAAGGAAGCAAAAAUACAUCAGAUUCCUCUGGAAAUUCAGCUAAACACUCCUCAAAUGCAAUGACUGAUGCAGCAAAAGAAUUGCGAGCGUUAAGUGCUAUUCAUCACACAACGCAACUAAACAGUGGAAAUUCCCAUCAAAGUGGAAAUAACCCAUUGACCACAUCGACAUCGCCACAUUCUCAGCAACAAAAUCUCUCGCCGAAUAACCAUCAAAAUCUGUCGCCACUCCCCUAUUCACCCCAGGGUGCGUCUCCGGGCAUUGUAACUGCUGGCAGUAUGUCUAUGGGUUCAAGUGCUGCUAAUAAAUUUUUGCAUCAGAAGUCAAUUUAUGGGCAAAUUGCUACGAGUGGUGCAAAUUCAGGUAAUUUGUAUCCAACACCUGUAGCCUACAGUACGGAUGCAUCCAACAUCUACUUUGAUAUAAUCAGCAACUCAAUGACGGCGAAUCAUGCGAAAAUUGAUGCAAAUCAGCACAUCUCACGAAGCCCAUCUGUGGAGGAUGAGCACGAUUGUCAACGAGACAUGAUAGCGUCGCAUAAAAAUUAUUCUGUAAAGAUUGAAUCGGAAUGAGGCAUUUUAGUGCUUCACACAUAUGCUAUUUGCUCAUAUGUUUUCUUAUGGAUUUGAUAAGAUUUGUAAAUAUCUAUUUAGCAAAUAUUUCUAUAUAGUUUUCUUUUCUUUUUCUAAUGCAUAUUUCAUUUAAUUAUAAUAUGUGUUUUAUUUUAUUUUCUUAUCUGGACAUGAAUUUUUUUUUGACUUUUUUUCUCUAAAUGAGAUACAUUUUAUGUUUUGUUAAAUAGCAAAAAAAACAAAAGAAGUGCAUUUUCUGUAAAUAAAUAGAUAUUAUUGUAAAUGCUUAAUUAUAUAGGAAAAAAUCCAUACUUUCAAUGAACAGAAUCAUUCCAUUUUAGUAAGACGCGUAGUAAGGUACAUAAUAAUUUUGUUAAACAAGAUAAAAAUUACUGCUUUGAUAUCUUAUUUUGGAAUUUGUAACAUUAAGAAAUUAUUGAAUCUGAGAGACAAUAAAUUGAUUUCUAAAUCGAAUACUUGACUGCUGAGAAAUAUUUUGAUAUAAAAACGUUGAUAUUUUAAAGUUAAUUCUAAUAUUAAUUAAUAUGGAAUUUUCUACUCUCUUAAAUAAUUUUAUUUUAUUUCUUAGUAAUUUAAGUUGAAUUAGAGACAAUUACAUACAUGGCUAUGUAUACCAAAAAAGACGAUUUUAGCAUUUCAUUUAUUUUCUUAUUUUUCACACGAUUUAUGUGUUAUGCGAUUUAUUUGUGCAUUUAUCUUAAAAAAAAAAAGAAACAUUUAGAUGAACUCUUUAGUUUAGAGAAAAUAAAAUCUUUUUGAAUAAACGAU
This is a messenger RNA of Lutzomyia longipalpis, 3982 nucleotides long. RefSeq names its product box A-binding factor-like. Lineage: Eukaryota; Metazoa; Arthropoda; Insecta; Diptera; Psychodidae. The coding region runs from base 425 to 3193 and encodes 922 amino acids. The transcript is spliced from 8 exons. Gene Ontology annotation, molecular function: DNA-binding transcription factor activity, RNA polymerase II-specific; zinc ion binding; RNA polymerase II cis-regulatory region sequence-specific DNA binding. Gene Ontology annotation, biological process: negative regulation of transcription by RNA polymerase II; positive regulation of transcription by RNA polymerase II; cell fate commitment. The record is from RefSeq and is a predicted model, not a curated record.